AUGGCUGCUCCCCAGGAAACUUUCGAAGAAGGCACAGUACCAGUGGCAUCUGCCAAGCUCCGGGCUACCCUUCAAGACCUAGAGAACGUCCGUCUGGACAUUGCUGUCACAGGAGGGUCAGGGUCGGGCAAGUCCACUUUUGUCAACGUCAUCCGUGGCCUGGGCGAUGAAGACCAAGGCUCGGCCAAGACGGGGGUGGUUGAGAUCAUCGCUGACCCAACACCAUACCCACACCCCAAAUUCCCCAACGUCAUCAUCUGGGACAUGCCAGGCGUAGAGACCCCUUUGAUGGAAGCUAACAAGUACCUGGAUAAGCUCCUGCCCAGCCGCUAUGACUUUUUCCUCAUCAUGGUCUCUGAACGCUUCACCACCAGCCACGCUCAACUCGCCUGCGCCAUCCAAGACCAGGGAAAACCCUUCUAUUUUAUCCGCUCUAAGGUCGACAUCGACAUGGCUGCUUCCCGCCAACGCCGGCCCACCACCUUCUCUGAGGAAGGCGUGCUCUGUGAGAUCCGGGCGAAAUGCUGUACCGAACUGGAAGAUGAGGGGGUGAUGGACCCCGAGGUCUUCCUGCUUUCCAUGUUUGAGCUGGGCAAGUACGACUUCCAGUUACUCAUUGAAAUCAUAGAGAAAGACAUGGAUUCCCAGAAGCACCACGCCUUCCUGGUGGCCCUCCCCAACGUGUCCCAGGCCAUCCUGGAGAAGAAGAAGGACACCCUGAAGCAGCACAUCUGGCUCGUGGCCACGGUGGCCUGUAGCAGCAACCCUCAGCCUGUGCCAGGAGUGAAGGGAGUGACCUGCGACCUGAGCCAGCUCAUGCGCUCCUUGGACACCUACCGCCGCAGCUUUGGCCUGGACUCCACCUCGCUCUGCAAACUGGCCCAGCAGACGGGCCAGCCCCUGCGGGUCAUGCAGAGCGCCAUCCUGGGGCCCUCCACAGAGGUGACCGAGGCGCAGGUGAUCGAGCUGCUGGCCGAGGCCACCCACGGCCCCACAGGGGUCUUUGCCAAGGAGCUGUCCUCCGUGCCAGUGCUGGGCGUCGUGGCCUCUUGCGGCUACUCCUUCGCCGUCGUUUACCAAAUGCUCAGGACGUACCUGACUGGGGCAGCCAAGAAUGCCCAGAGAGUCAUAAAGCGGGCCUUUCACAGUAGCCUGUAA
Molecule: messenger RNA, 1158 nt
Organism: Gracilinanus agilis (Agile Gracile Mouse Opossum)
Lineage: Eukaryota; Metazoa; Chordata; Mammalia; Didelphimorphia; Didelphidae
Product: interferon-inducible GTPase 5-like
Exons: 2
Coding region: 1-1158 (385 amino acids)
Cellular component (GO): membrane
Molecular function (GO): GTP binding; GTPase activity
Source: RefSeq, a predicted model, not a curated record